Sporothrix brasiliensis 5110 is the source of this 1380-nucleotide messenger RNA. Its product is annotated as gluconolactonase. The transcript is spliced from 2 exons. Lineage: Eukaryota; Fungi; Ascomycota; Sordariomycetes; Ophiostomatales; Ophiostomataceae. The coding region runs from base 1 to 1380 and encodes 459 amino acids. The record is from RefSeq and is a predicted model, not a curated record.
AUGGCAUCGCGACCCGCAAAACCGGAGAAGAGCGCCUCCCGUGCGCCGUUGACGCAGUGGUACAACUCGGGCGCUCUCUCCACGCUCUUCGUCGUCGCGGCGACGUAUCUUUUCUUCGCCGUCACCUAUCAAGCCAGCCAUGUGUUUGGUUUGUCGGUGCCGCUGUUGUCGCGGCUGCCACGGCCCUCGUUUCUGCAGCCCAAGGCCGCUGCCAUCCCGUCACAUGCCCAGGUCAUUGACCAGCGGGCAUUCAAUGCGCUGCCUCACGUCCCGCCGUCGACUGAGUUCAAUGGCACCGGCAAGCCCUUUAUUCCACCUGGCCACACCUUGGACUCUCUAAAGGCGCGCCCCUUUCACAUCUACGACCCGGCCUUUGCGGCCCUGCUUGGCCCUGAUCCGACGCUGACGCGCAUUGCCGUGUCGGACAAGGACCCGCUCUUCCACGAGGCCGUCGUCUGGUCGCGUGGCACCGACGAGGUGUUUUUCGUGCAGAACGCCGGGGCCCCCGACGCCGGCACUGGUCUGGCCAAGUCGGCCAUUAUCCAGAAGAUUUCGCUGCGGGAUGCGCAGGCGGCCGCCGACCGCAAAAAGGCCGGCGCCGGUGAUGCCGACACCGUGGUGCCCGUGGCCGUGGUCGACGCGUCGCCGCAGGUCGUCAACCCCAACGGCGCCGCCAACUACCGCGGCCAGAUUCUGUUCGCCGGCGAGGGCAUGGGCCCCGACGUGCCCUCGGCGCUCUACGCCAUGCACCCGCGGCCGCCCUACAACACCACGGUGCUGCUCAACAACUACUUUGGCCGCCAGUUCAGCUCGCUCAACGACGUCGCCGUCCACCCGGCGUCGCGCCACGUCUACUUCACCGACACCCUCUAUGGCUUCCUGCAGGACUUCCGGCCCGCCCCCGGCCUGCCCAACCAGGUCUACCGCUGGAACGACGCCACCGGCGCCGUGACGGUCGUGGCCGACGGGUUCACGCUGCCCAACGGCCUGGCCUUCUCGCCCGACGGCCGGCACGCCUACGUCUCGGACACGGGCAUGCACCACGGUCUCCGCGGCUUUGACGCGCGCGACCCGGCCACCAUCUACCGGUUUGACGUCCGCGCCGACGGCACCUUUGACAACCGCAAGACGUUUGCCCAUGUCGACGCGGUCGUGCCCGAUGGCGUCCACUGCGACGCCGAGGGCAACGUCUACGCCGGCUGCGGCGAUGGCGUCCAGGUCUGGAACCCUGCGGGCACGCUGCUCGGCAAGAUUUUCCUGGGCACCGGCGCCGCCAAUUUUCAGUUUGCAGGUGCCGGUCGCAUGGUCGUCUGUGCCGAGACGGAGCUCUACUACGUGACACUGGCCGCUGUCGGCGCGGUUGUUGAGGAAGAGAUGUAG